UUUAUUUAUUUUUCUCAAUCUUUCUAGUUUGAAACAGAGUUUGUAACGAAGGUGAGUUUGUGGCGGUGUACAAACUUCAGAGCUGAACUUACACUUUCUUUCUGCAACACAUACAACACAAUUCAAUUUCUUCUUUCACUUUGAUCAUCGUUUUCUCUCUAUUUUUUCCGAAUUCUCUCGUAAUAGGAAGAGACCAUGAAAUCCGGCAGAGACAAAGAGAAAGAGAACGAUCGCUGCAUCAGUUCGCAUAUGCAGACCCUCCAUCGCCGUCUUAUCCACGCCCUAAACCUUGGCACCAGACAUUUUGAUGAGAAGACAAAUAGGUGGAGAUGGCAGUGCGCCAACAUUGAAGUGCAGAAAAAUGUACUACGAUCAAUUGGUGCCUUUCUUGAUUCCUUAUCGGGCGAUGCACGUGCAGCACGUCAUGCUGUUGUUAAGGUGUAUAGUUUGCUUCCUUUUGUUUUUGGGAUUUUAAGUCUUGUAAGUAGCACCUAUGAACCUGAAUUAGGAGUUUCUGUGCUUGUUCAUCAGACUUUCUAAAUGAAAUGUGCAUAUCUGUGAAGAUUGUGGAAUUU
This is a messenger RNA of Vigna umbellata (rice bean), 575 nucleotides long. NCBI's taxonomy places the organism in Eukaryota, Viridiplantae, Streptophyta, Magnoliopsida, Fabales, Fabaceae. The record is from RefSeq and is a predicted model, not a curated record.